This is a messenger RNA of Sphenostylis stenocarpa, 2538 nucleotides long. Lineage: Eukaryota; Viridiplantae; Streptophyta; Magnoliopsida; Fabales; Fabaceae. The record is from the annotation of a GenBank genome assembly.
AUGCCUUCCUAUUCUUCAUCGUCAUCAUCCUUCUCAAAAUCAAAAUCGAAACCGCAAUGGAGAAACGAUGUGUUCAUUAAUUUCCGGGGGGAAGACACUCGUAGGAAUUUCGUUUCCCAUCUCUAUUCUGCCCUCAUAGAGAGUGGAGUCAACGCUUUUCUGGACGAUGAGAAGCUUGCCAAGGGAGAAGAGCAGAAAUCUGAACUGUUGCAUGCGAUAGAAGGGUCUCAAAUAUCCAUCGUUGUUUUCUCCCGAAACUACAUUCACUCUACAUGGUGUCUGGAUGAACUCCUCAAAAUCAUGGAAUGCCAUGCUUUUAGAGGACAAGUGGUAUUGCCAGUAUUUUACGAUAUUGGGCCCUCAUUUUUACGUGACGCCCAAUAUAUUUCGUUCGAAGUCAUUUCUAACCAGCUGAACAGGAUAAAACCAUGGAAGAAAGCACUGUCACAAGCAGCAAAUUUAGCAGGUUGGGAUAUGAGAAAUUACAGAAGUGACAAUGAUGUUAUGAAGGAAAUUGUUGGUGAAGUUUUGAAAAGACUGGAUAAAACAUACUUGUCUAUCACAAAAUUUCCAGUUGGACUAGAAUCCCGUCUGCAGCAUGACAGAGGCUAUGUCACAGAGAUACUUAAUGGUUGUGGCCUUCACGCUGAUAUUGGAAUAACAGUCCUGGUAGAAAGGAGCCUCAUCAAAGUUGAAAAGAAUAACAAACUUGGAAUUCAUCAUUUACUACGUGACAUGGGAAGAGAAAUUGUUCGUCAGAGUUCACCACUACCACAAAGGCGCAGCCGAUUGUGGCUUCAUAAUCACGUACUUGAUAUAUUGACAGAACAUACCCGCACUCCUGCUGGAACAGAAGCUAUUGAGGGAUUAGCUUUGAAAUUGCAGAGAACUAGCAGAGUUCGCUUCAGUGCCGAAACAUUUGAGGAAAUGAAAAGACUGAGGCUUUUGCAAUUUGAUCAUGUCCAACUUGCUGGGGAUUAUGGGCAUCUUUCCAAACACUUGAGAUGGGUCUAUUGGAGAGGAUUUUCAUCAAAAUUCAUACCUGAUAACUUUUAUCAGGGAAACGUAGUUGCUAUUGACAUGAAACACAGUAAUCUUAAGCUAGUUUGGAAGGAGCCCCUACACCCGUUGCUGGAAGGGCUAAAGUUCCUCAAUCUUAGUCAUUCCAAAUUCUUAUCAAAGACCCCUAACUUUUCAAACCUACCAAAUCUUGAGAGACUCAUUCUAAAAGAUUGUCCAAGCUUGUCUGAGGUGCACCAUUCCAUUGGUGAUCUGCGUAAUCUUCUUUAUUUAAAUUUGAAGGACUGUACAUGCCUUCAGAAUCUCCCAGUAAUAAUCUAUAAGUUGAAGUCUUUGAAAGUACUCAUCCUUUCUGGUUGUUCCAAGAUCGACAAGUUAGAAGAAGACAUAGUACAAAUGGAAUCCUUAACAACUCUAAUUGCACACAAUACUAGCCUAAAACAAGUUCCCUUUUCUAUAGUAAGAUCCAAAAAGAUUGGAUAUCUAUCAUUUUGUGGAUAUGAAGGAUCAGCACGUGAUAUAUUUCCUUCUAUCAUAUGGUCUUGGAUGACACCAACAAGAGGCCUUGUAUCCUCUAUACAAUCAUUUGGGAGCACGUCAACAUCUUUAGUCUCUGUGUAUAUACAGGAUAACAAUUUGAGCAACCUAUUAUCAGAGGUUAGUGAAUUUCCAAAACUUCGAAGUAUUUGCGUGCAAUGUUACUCAGAUCUUCAACUAACUCAAAAAUUAAGAAUUGUGGAUGACUUCUGCAAUGUAAAUUUUGCAAUGGAAACAACAUAUGCAUCACAAAUUUCAGAAAGUUCUAUGGUAUCUCGGUUGAUUGGAAUGGGAAGUUACUACCAAGUCAUGGAUAUGCUUAACGAUAGCAUAUCAGAGGUUCCCUCUAUAUCUCUCUACUCUCAAGUCUUUUUCAUGAUACAGGUAAUGAAAACUCAUAGUUCCAGUGAUUUUGUCCUUCCAGGGGACAAUUAUCCUUAUUGGUUAGCCUAUACAGGGGAAGGAUAUUCAGUACCUUUCCAAGUACCUGAUGAUAGUGAUUGCCCGAUGAAGGGGAUGACUUUGUGUGCUAUUUGUUCGUCAACCCCUGAAAACAUGGCAACUGAAAGUCUUGCUAGUGUCUUCAUCUUUAAUUACACAAAGUACACCAUUCAGAUAUAUAAGCAAUCAACAACAAUGUCCUCUACUGAUGAAGAUUGGGCAGGCAUAAUAUCAAAUCUAGGACCUGGUGACAAUGUGGAGAUUUUUGUAUGUUUUGGGCAUGGAAUGACAGUUGAGAAGACAGGUGUCUAUCUAAUAUUUGGUCAGUCAGUUACAAGAAUGGAGCCAUCACCUGAAGUGAGUGCACCGCCAUCAGGUGACGGGAGUGUGCUAUCAUCACCUGAAGUGGAAAUGGAGCCAUCUCUUAAUGCCCAAAUGGAGCCAUCUCUUAAUGUCCAAAUGGAACUAUCAAAGAAGCCCAAGAAAGAUAUCUUUUCAAAAAGUGCAAAGAAAAUGAAAGCAUGUUUUUGCUUGAGUUAG